GUCUUCACUUCGUGCCUCUCAAACGAAUUAUUGGCCUUAAAAGCAAACCAAGUUUCUUCUAUUUGCUUGGAAUUAAUCAACAUGUGUGACGUAAGAAACACGAGGUUCUUCAGACCCUGGAACGGAGAGGAAGAUUCCAAACCCGAAGAAAAAGUUUCUUCAACUAUUACGGAAUCUUUAAGUUGUGAAGAAAGAGUGAAAUGUGAACCAGAAGAAGAUUCGGAAAGUGUGCACUCAAAUGACAGUGUUAGUCAACAAUCAGAAUGUGGAUCCAGAAGUAGUUUUCCUGCAAGAUCGUGCUCCACCCAUAGUGAAGAUUCAUCGGAAACGAGUAGUCUUAACAUGCUCAGUAAUUUCGUUUUCAAUGCACAUCCUGAAAAUCAUGCGAGUAACCAUUCGGCAACAAGCAAUGUUUCUGUGGAAUCUUGCAGACUAGAGAAUUCGCAUCAGUCAGCUUUUGCAAAUUAUUACAAUUCGUAUCCUGCCUAUUCUUCACCGGAUUAUCUAUCUCAUUUCAAGAGUGGGUUGAUGCCAAUUGAUUCUUCGGGAAUUCCAUUUGAUGGCUAUCAUCAUCUUCAUUAUGGAUUAACGGGGAUUCCACCAGAAGCCUAUUCGAGUGUGGAAGAAGCUGUAAAGUUUAUUCAUCAACAAGAUGUUGCUGCCAAGCAGAUGAAAAAACUUAGGCCGAAGAAGUUCAGAUGUGAACACUGCAAUGUGGCUUUCAGCAAUAAUGGACAACUGAAGGGACACAUCCGCAUUCACACUGGUGAAAGACCUUUCAAAUGUGACGCUGAGGGUUGUGGAAAAUCCUUCACCAGAAAUGAAGAAUUAACAAGACACAAGCGAAUUCAUACAGGGUUGAGGCCUCAUUCUUGUAUCGUUUGUGGAAAGCGAUUUGGUCGUAAGGAUCACCUGAAAAAACACACGAGAACCCACGAAAAUCGAGGACCUUAUCACAUACCAGGAGUCACCUUGGGACCUUUUGGAAUCGGUCAUCCGUUACCACCUGCCUAUCUUUAUCCACUUUAAUGUAAAUCAUAAAAAAUAUAUUUCUAAAUUCAUACUCCGGUGACUGCUAGAAGCUUUUCAUGUACAUACAGACAGAGAGAGAGAGAGAGAGAAUAAAAGUCAAAUUUCAUAUAUUUGAAAAAUAUUUAUACGUUUACGCGACUGAUUGGUGUCUAUGCAGAUUUGCCUUGAAGCUAAAUCAAUUAAGUCAAGUAUUGUCGAAGAUUGCCGGGAAAACGUUUUUUUGGCCAUUUUAAAUAGGGAGCACAAUAUUUUUGAUAAAUGUUUUUACCUGAAGAAAAAACGAACAUCUAUGUAGGAGCCAAAUGUUGUCCAUUGUAAAUUUAUAUUCGCGUUGAGUCAUGUAAAUAUUGUAAAUAGAAGAGAGUCUUAUGUAAAUACUUCGGAUUAUAGAGAAUAGUUGUCUAUUUUAAAUAAAAAUGAUUUAUAUGGUA
Belonocnema kinseyi is the source of this 1463-nucleotide messenger RNA. RefSeq names its product zinc finger protein 91-like. The transcript has 2 exons. Gene Ontology annotation, cellular component: nucleus. Bases 82 to 1029 code for a protein of 315 amino acids. Gene Ontology annotation, biological process: regulation of transcription by RNA polymerase II; central nervous system development. NCBI's taxonomy places the organism in Eukaryota, Metazoa, Arthropoda, Insecta, Hymenoptera, Cynipidae. Gene Ontology annotation, molecular function: DNA-binding transcription factor activity, RNA polymerase II-specific; RNA polymerase II cis-regulatory region sequence-specific DNA binding. The record is from RefSeq and is a predicted model, not a curated record.